Messenger RNA from Fukomys damarensis (Damara mole-rat), 6590 nucleotides. RefSeq names its product phospholipase C epsilon 1 (gene Plce1). The record is from RefSeq and is a predicted model, not a curated record. Gene Ontology annotation, biological process: small GTPase-mediated signal transduction; phosphatidylinositol-mediated signaling; lipid metabolic process. NCBI's taxonomy places the organism in Eukaryota, Metazoa, Chordata, Mammalia, Rodentia, Bathyergidae. Gene Ontology annotation, molecular function: phosphatidylinositol-4,5-bisphosphate phospholipase C activity; guanyl-nucleotide exchange factor activity.
AUGGGGGCUGUUUUAUGUAAGGAAGUUACAGAAGGAAGUGCAGCAGGAAGAGGCUUUGUAGGAAUGGAAGAGGUGAGGCAGCCGCAUCUGAGAUUCUGCAAAGGGAUUAAGAUUUGGCACCAGACUGGGUUUCUGUGCAGGCUCUUAGGCAGUGAGCCCCAGGAGAGGGAAGCAGACUGUCAGCUGUGGCUUUGCACGAUCUCAGCCGCCUUGAAGGUUGGUUGGCUCUCCCCUCUUUCGGAGGUACCCAAUUUUACCUUAUUAAAGGAUGGGGGAGGAUGCUGGAGGCUUAAAGAAGACCAGAUCUACAAUGCAGUGAGAAGAGAAGAAACAGAAGGUACAGUUGGAUCUCUUCUCCAUUUCUUCACAAAGCUCCUAGCCCCUGGGACAGUCCAGGCAAGGAUUAGCUUUGGUCCGUGCUUGAAGCAGUGUAUCCAAGAUACUGUAUGUGAGUUUCGUGCCACCCUCCAGAGGACUUCCAUAUCUCAGUACGUCACUGGUUCUCUCCUGGAGGCAACCACAUCUUUAGGAGCAAGAAGUGGUCUUCUCAGUACUUUCGGAGGAUCCACUGGACGAAUGAUGCUGAAAGAACGCCAACCAGGUGCCUCUGUGGCCAAUUCUAAUGCCCUCGCUUCAAGUUCAGCUGGGAUCCUCAAGGAACUGAUCGAUCUGCAGCCCCUCAUCCAGUUCCCAGAGGAAGUCGCCAGUAUCCUAACAGAACAGGAGCAGAAUAUUUACCGAAGGGUCCUGCCAGUUGACUACCUUUGCUUCUUAACCCGGGACUUGGGCACCCCAGAAUGCCAGAGGUCCCUGCCCUGCCUCAAAGCAUCCAUCUCAGCAUCAGUUCUUACCUCUCAUAAUGGAGAGCACAAUGCUCUUGAAGACCUUGUGAUGAGAUUUAAUGAGGUGAGCUCCUGGGUAACAUGGCUGAUCCUCACGGCAGGAUCCAUGGAGGAAAAACGAGAAGUCUUCUCAUAUUUGGUGCAUGUGGCCAAGUGCUGCUGGAACAUGGGCAAUUACAAUGCUGUCAUGGAGUUCUUGGCAGGCCUCAGGUCUAGAAAAGUUCUAAAGAUGUGGCAGUUCAUGGAGCAGUCUGACAUCGAGACCAUGAGAAGCCUAAAGGAUGCUAUGGCUCAGCACGAGUCUUCCUUGGAGUACCAGAAGGUGGUGACACGGGCCCUGCACAUCCCUGGCUGCAGGGUGGUUCCGUUCUGUGGGGUGUUUCUAAAGGAGCUCUGUGAAGUGCUGGAUGGAGCCUCGGGCCUCAUGAAGCUUUGCCCACAGUAUAAUUCCCAAGAGGAGACCUUAGAGUUUGUAGCCGAUUACAGUGGACAAGAUAAUUUCUUGCAACGAGUAGGACAGAAUGGCUUAAAGAAUUCAGAGAAAGAAUCCACUGUCAACAGCAUCUUUCAGAUCAUCAGAAGCUGCAGUCGAAGUCUGGAGGCAGAGGAGGACGACAGCCUCAGUGAAGGGGACAGCUCUAGGAAAAAUUCCUUGAAGGAUAAAGCUCGAUGGCCGUUUAUAAUUGGAGAUUUGCUGGAUUCAGAAAAUGACAUCUUUGAACAGUCCAAAGAAUGCGACCCUCAUGGGCCAGAGGAGUCACAGAAGGCCUUCAGCCACGGGACAGAGCUCAUCCCGUGGUACGUGUUGUCCAUCCAAGCUGAUGUGCACCAGUUCCUGCUGCAGGGGGCUACAGUCAUCCAUUAUGACCAAGACACACAUCUCUCUGCUCGCUGUUUCCUCCAGCUUCAGCCUGACAAUAGCACGUUGACUUGGAUGAAGCCCCCCACUGUCUCCCCAGCUAGUGCUAAAGCAAAACUUAGUAUGCUCAGUAACACAGUGGAGCCUGGCAAAUUCCCAUCACUGAGCAAUGCUGGAUUAAGCAGCCUGACAGAGGGGAUCUUAGAUCUGUUUUCAGCAAAGGCUGUGUAUAUGGGACACCCUGGCAUUGAUCUACACACUGUGUGUGUUCAGAACAAACUGAGUAACAUGUUUCUGUCAGAGACUGGUGUGACCCUGCUCUAUGGACUUCAGACUACAGACAAUAGAUUACUGCAUUUCGUGGCACCAAGGCACACCGCUAAAAUGCUCUUCAGCGGGUUGUUGGAACUCACUAGAGCUGUGAGAAAGAUGAAGAAGUUCCCUGACCAAAGACAGCAGUGGCUGCGGAAACAGUACGUCAGCCUCUACCAGGAGAAUGGUCGGUAUGAAGGCCCAACUUUAGCUAAUGCAGUGGAGUUAUUUGGUGGAAGACGGUGGAGUACUCAAAAUCCCAGCCCCGGAACAUCAGCAAAAAAUGCCGAGAAACCCAGUAUGCAGAGAAACAACACCCUGGGCAUAAACACCACCAAGAAAAAGAAGAAAAUCCUCAUGAGGGGUGAGAGUGGAGAGGCAACUGAUGAUGAGAUGACAACCCGAAAAGCCAAAAUCCAAAAAGAGUGUCGAGGCCGGAGUGGUUCCGAUCCUCAAGACAUUAAUGAACAAGAAGAAUCAGAGGCUGAUGCCAUCGCUGGCCCUCCCAAUCCCCUCCCUUCAAGAAGAGCUCAUUCUUUGACCACAGCUGGGUCCCCCAACUUGGCUCCCACAACAUCUUCUCCCAUCAGGCCAGUCUCCUCUCCUGUGCUGUCUUCUGCAAACAAGAGUCCGUCCAGUGCCUGGAGCAGCAGCAGUUGGCACGGGCGGAUGAAAGGAGGAAUGAAGGGGUUCCAGAGCUUCAUAGUUUCAGACAGUAACAUGAGUUUCAUUGAAUUUAUUGAGCUGUUCAAGUCUUUCAGUGUGAGGAGCCGCAAGGACCUGAAGGAUCUCUUCGAUGUCUACUCUGUGCCCUGCAACCGAUCGGGCUCCGAGUCAGCCCCCCUGUACACCAACCUGACAAUCGAGGAAAGCACCAGUGACUUUCAGCCUGAUCUAGAUUUGUUGACUAGAAAUGUCUCGGACUUGGGGUUGUUCAUUAAGAGUAAGCAGCAGCUGUCAGACAACCAGAGGCAGAUAUCUGAUGCCAUUGCCGCUGCAAGCAUUGUGACAAAUGGCACUGGGAUUGAGAGCACAUCCCUGGGCAUAUUUGGGAUUGGCAUACUCCAGCUCAAUGACUUCUUAGUUAAUUGCCAAGGAGAACACUGCACGUAUGAUGAAAUCCUCAGCAUCAUCCAGAAGUUCGAGCCUAACAUCAGUAUGUGUCAUCAGGGUCUAAUGUCAUUUGAAGGAUUUGCAAGGUUUCUCAUGGAUAAAGAUAAUUUUGCUUCAAAAAAUGAUGAGUCACAGGAGAACAGAAAAGAAUUGCAGCUACCCCUCUCCUACUAUUACAUUGAAUCUUCCCACAAUACCUACCUCACAGGACAUCAACUCAAAGGAGAAUCCUCGGUAGAACUCUACAGCCAGGUCCUCUUGCAAGGCUGCAGAAGCAUAGAGCUGGACUGCUGGGAUGGAGAUGAUGGAAUGCCCAUUAUUUAUCAUGGACAUACGCUGACAACAAAGAUCCCCUUCAAGGAAGUAGUUGAAGCUAUUGAUCGCAGUGCCUUUAUCAACUCUGACCUGCCAGUCAUCAUAUCAAUUGAGAACCACUGUUCAUUGCCUCAGCAACGAAAAAUGGCAGAAAUUUUCAAGACUGUGUUUGGAGAAAAGCUGGUGGCUAAAUUCUUGUUUGAAACUGAUUUCUCCGAUGAUCCAAUGCUUCCCUCACCUGACCAACUUAGGAGGAAAGUGCUUCUUAAAAACAAGAAGUUAAAGGCCCAUCAGACACCAGUGGACAUCUUAAAGCAAAAGGCUCAUCAGUUAGCGUCCAUGCAAGCACAGGCUUACAAUGGGGGAAGCACCAACCCCGCAUCUGCCAAUAAUGAGGAAGAAGAAGAUGAAGAAGAUGAAUAUGAUUAUGAUUAUGAAUCCCUUUCUGAUGACAACAUUCUGGAAGACAGACCUGAAAAUAAAUCAUGCAAUGACAAGCUUCAGUUUGAGUACAAUGAAGAAAUCCCCAAGAGGAUAAAGAAAGCAGAUAACUCUGCUUACUACAAAGGGAAGGUUUAUGACAUGGAACUGGGAGAAGAAUUUUAUCUUCCUCACAAUAAAAAAGAAAGCAGACAGAUUGCACCAGAGCUUUCUGACCUGGUCAUCUAUUGCCAAGCAGUAAAAUUUCCAGGCCUGUCAACUCUAAAUGCAUCUGGCUCUAGCAGAGGAAAAGAAAGGAAAAGCAGGAAGUGCAUUUUUGGCAACAAUCCGGGGAGAAUGAGCCCAGGGGAGACAGCACCAUUUAACAAAACAUCUGGAAAAAAUUCCUAUGAAGGAAGUCGACAGACCUGGGAGGAAUCUUCUUCCCCCCUCAACCCGACCACAUCCCUCAGUGCUAUCAUUAGAACCCCCAAAUGCUAUCAUAUCUCAUCGCUGAAUGAAAAUGCUGCCAAACGCCUGUGUCGCAGGUAUUCUCAGAAACUGGUCCAGCACACCGCCUGUCAGCUGCUGAGGACUUACCCGGCUGCCACCCGCAUUGACUCAUCUAACCCCAACCCCCUCAUAUUCUGGCUCCAUGGUAUACAACUUGUGGCUCUCAACUACCAGACGGAUGAUCUCCCUUUACAUUUAAAUGCUGCUAUGUUUGAGGCAAAUGGUGGCUGUGGUUAUGUUUUGAAGCCACCGGUUCUAUGGGACAAGAACUGUCCCAUGUAUCACAAGUUUUCUCCACUGGAAAGAGAUCUAGACAACCUGGAGCCUGCUGUCUAUUCUUUAACUAUUGUCUCUGGCCAAAAUGUGUGCCCUAGUAACAGCACAGGAAGUCCAUGCAUUGAAGUUGACGUGCUGGGCAUGUCCCUGGACAGCUGCCAUUUCCGCACAAAACCUAUCCAUCGAAACACUCUGAACCCCAUGUGGAGUGAACAGUUUCUGUUCCGUGUUCAUUUUGAAGAUCUUGUAUUUCUUCGUUUUGCAGUUGUGGAAAACAACAGUUCGGCAGUAACUGCUCAGAGAAUCAUUCCACUCAAGGCUUUAAAACGAGGAUAUCGACAUCUUCAACUGCGAAACCUUCACAAUGAAGUCUUGGAAAUCUCUAGUUUAUUCAUAAACAGCAGAAGAAUGGAAGAAAAUUCCUCUGGCAGUACCAUGCCAGCCUCUUUGAUGUUUAAUACAGAAGAAAGAAAAUGUUUACAGACUCACAGAGUCACAGUGCAUGGGGUCCCAGGUCCUGAGCCCUUUGCUGUUUUCACCAUAAAUGGAGGAACCAAAGCAAAGCAACUUCUCCAACAGGUUCUGAUGACUGAACAAGACACCAAAUUAUUCUCCACAGACUAUUUUUUGAUGGAAGAAAAGUAUUUUAUAUCAAAAGAAAAGAAUGAAUGCAGGAAACAACCUUUCCAGAGAGUCAUUGGUCCAGAAGAAGAGAUCAUGCAGAUUUUAAGCAGCUGGUUUCCAGAAGAAGGUUACAUGGGCAGGAUUGUCUUAAAAACCCAGCAGGAAACUCUAAAAGAGAAAAGCAUUGUUCAGGAUGACAAAGAGGUGAUCUUGACCUCAGAGGAGAGUUUCUUUGUCCAAGUGCAUGAUGUUUCUCCAGAGCAACCUAGAACAGUGAUCAAAGCACCCCGUGUCAGCACUGCCCAGGAUGUCAUUCAGCAGACAUUAUGCAAAGCCAAAUAUUCCUAUAGCAUCCUGAGCAACCCCAAUCCAGGUGACUAUGUGCUUUUGGAAGAGGUAGUGAAAGACACACCCAACAAGAAGUCUUCUACUCCAAAGUCUUCACAGAGAGUUCUUUUGGACCAGGAGUGUGUGUUUCAAGCCCAAAGCAAGUGGAAAGGUGCAGGGAAAUUCAUUCUUAAACUAAAGGAACAGGUGCAGGCAUCUCGAGAAGAUAAAAGAAAGGGCAUCUCUUUUGCAAGUGAACUCAAGAAGCUCACCAAGUCAACCAAGCAGCCCCGGGGACUCACUUUAUCUCCUCAGCUCGUGGCCUCAGAAAGUGUCCAAAAUAAGGAGGAGAAACCUGUAGGUAGCUUGGCCUCCAGUGACACAAUGGAUAAUCAACUGUGACUAAAGGGCAGCAUGUUUCACCAGGUGAAGAUCUUUUGGCAAGGAGUUAAAGCCAAGAAUGAACAUGGUGGAAAGAAAUAUAAUUUAUUUUCAUUAGAUUUGAACUGGAAACUGAUGACAUCUGAACUGCAACCUUUACACAAGAUGUGAAGUCCAUGCCAAGGACAAGUGAAAUAGGACAGGGUGAAUGGCCACCAACCAAUUUACUGAUUUAACAAAGCGGUGAAGCACGUGGGACUUCCCUUUUACAAAUGCUGUUGUACGUGCAGUGAGAAGAAACAUCCUUAAGUUUGCAGUAAUUCUCUUAGAAAAUAAAAAGGUCAGCAUACUUUUCUCUGCAAAGGGCCAGACAGGAAAUAUUUUAGGGUUGGAGACCAUAUGGCCUCUGCUGUAACUAUUUUGUAAGUUGCACACUCUGCCAAAGUGCACAGACAACAGAAAAAAUGAAUGAAACUAGCUGUAUUCCCGUGAACAUUUAUGGACACUGCAAUUGGAAUUUCAUAUAAUUCUCACGUAUCACAAAUAUCCUUUUGAUUUUUUUCAACCACUAAAAAAUGUAAAGAUUGGGCUGAGGAUUUAGUUCAGUG